This is a messenger RNA of Triticum dicoccoides, 1094 nucleotides long. Its product is annotated as expansin-A17-like. Gene Ontology annotation, biological process: plant-type cell wall organization. Gene Ontology annotation, cellular component: extracellular region. The record is from RefSeq and is a predicted model, not a curated record. Lineage: Eukaryota; Viridiplantae; Streptophyta; Magnoliopsida; Poales; Poaceae. The transcript is spliced from 2 exons. Bases 22 to 861 code for a protein of 279 amino acids.
AGCAACCCACCUUCGACGAACAUGGCGAGGACUCCGGCGAUCGUCGCGGUGGUGUUGAUGGUGGCUGCGGCGGCCCAGCUGGCGAGCGCCGGCUUCCCUAACCAGUACUGGCUGGCGCCGUCGACCCCGAGCCCGAGCGUGCCCUCCACCGGCUUCCCGACGUACGGCUGGGAGAACGCCCACGCCACCUUCUACGGUUCCGAAAGCGGCCUCGGCCACGACUUCGGCGGCGCAUGCGGGUACAGCGGCAGCGACAUCGCGUCGCUCUACUCGACGAGGACGGCGGCGCUGAGCACGCCGCUGUUCGCGGACGGCGCCGGGUGCGGGCGGUGCUACGAGAUCCGGUGCGUGCAGUCCAAGUGGUGCGUGCCGGGGUCGCCCUCCGUCGUCAUCACCGGCACCAACCUCUGCCCGCCCAACUGGUACCAGGACAGCAACGACGGCGGCUGGUGCAACCCGCCGCGGAGGCACUUCGACAUGGCGCCCCCGUCCUUCUACAAGCUCGCCGCCCGGGUGGCCGGCAUCGUGCCCGUCCAGUUCCGCCGCGUGCCGUGCGAGAGGAGGGGCGGCGUCCAGUUCUGCCUCACGGGGAACCCAUACUGGCUGCUGCUCCACGUCAACAACGUCGGCGGCGGCGGGGACGUCGCCGAGAUGGCCGUCAGGGAGAAGGGCGGGCAGUGGGUCCAGAUGACGCAGAACUGGGGGAGCACGUACCAGGCCUUCGCCGCGCUCGACAAGUCUGUGGGGCUCGAAGUCAGGAUCACCGGCGGCACCGACGGCAAGACCAUCAUCGUCGGCGACGCCAUCCCCGCCUGGUGGAGCCCCGGACUCUGCUACCAGGGAUCAAACAACUUCUGGUAGAUCCAUCCCAUCCGGCCAUGCAUCCAUGGCGACUAUAUAUAUAUUCCUGCAUACCUCGAUUGACCAUCGAUGCUGUUUCGCAAGUGUUUUUGUUUCAGUAAUUAUUACUCUCUUCGUUGUCUUCUCAUCUUCAUUUUUGUCCACUGGAGCUAUCUCCAUCAUGUAUAUCUCUAAUUCCUUGUACAAGUCUUAGAGCUUGAUUUCUUUCUAUCAUCAUCUUAAUUAUGAUGCUA